Messenger RNA from Harmonia axyridis, 1586 nucleotides. RefSeq names its product thioredoxin-2-like. Bases 1056 to 1373 code for a protein of 105 amino acids. Gene Ontology annotation, molecular function: protein-disulfide reductase activity. Lineage: Eukaryota; Metazoa; Arthropoda; Insecta; Coleoptera; Coccinellidae. The transcript is spliced from 3 exons. The record is from RefSeq and is a predicted model, not a curated record.
ACAGGUCUGAAUAGAACUUACCUUCUCUUAAUAUUUUUGAAACCCAACACUUUUAAUAUUUUUCAACUAUAAAAUAGAGAAUUAAUUACAUGAUCAACGUAUUUCUGAUGGAAUUUAUCACUCUAUUUUUAGGAAGGUAUUUUAUCACUUUGCAUACAUCAUUCACAUUCACAUUUUGAGCACAAUUUUCAUUCACUAUUCUACGACUGAAAACUUUUUUUCUACAAUUUAUAAGCGUCAACGAUAUUCAUUAACAUAUCGAUUCAUUUGGGGUCAUGAGAAUAACAAUAAUUUUCCUUCUAUUUCUAACUGAAUAUUAAUAAAUCAACACACCUACCUUAUAAAAUAAGGAAAUCCUGAUAAAACAAUAAUUUCUUCCUAGUAUAAAAACCACAUCUUACAGAAAAAAAAAAAUUCGAGGCACCAUUUAUUAUAUGAUUUUUCACUUUAGGAAAUUAUUAGUUGAAAAAAUCAAGGUCACCUCAAAUCUUUAAAGUCGACUUUGGACUUCUAAAGGAUUAUUGAUCACGAUAAUCGAUUUAUUGAGGCAUUAUUUCAUUGAAUAAAUAAUAUUCCAUCUCAUUUUUCUAUCGUUAAUGUAGAAUUUUAUCUAUUUACAUCGUGAAACCAAAAUCACAGAAAUUAUGGGGGUCAAUGUUCUGUAGAGCCUUGCGCGUGACAAGACCGAUUAGACUAUAUUUUCAUCAAUUAAUUUUACAUUUUUCAAUUAGAAGAUUGGAAGUAGAUAUCGGUCGAUACAAUAUUUUAUGCGAUAGCUCAAUUCUACAAUAUACAUCAGCAGUUGACUUCUGGUUCUGGGAAAGUUAUUUAAUAUUUUCUCUGGAUCAAUCAAUUUUCCCCACUAUUCCGGUUUGAGGUUUUCUCGGGUAGUGUCGUUGGAUUGACGCAUGUAAGGAGGAGAGGAGGUGUUCCUUGUUCUUGUAUUGCUGGCUGCAGAAGUAGUAGUUUGCCAUAGUCGUCAACGUCAUAGAAGACCUCAAUUUUCCAAGGUUUCACACGGCUUUUUUAUUAAAAAGUGUUAAUUAUUUCUCAAAAUGGUCACACACAUCAAAGACAAGAAUGAUUUGGAUAGCAAGCUGGCAGAUGCUGGGGACCAACUUGUGGUCAUUGAUUUCUUUGCCACCUGGUGUGGUCCUUGUAAAGCCAUUUCUCCAAAAUUAGAGGAAUUGGCUAAGGAACAUGCCAAUGUUCUCAUCCUGAAAGUUGAUGUAGAUGAAUGUGAAGAUAUUGCCAUGGAAUACAAUAUCUCUUCCAUGCCAACAUUCAUCUUCAUCAAACUUAAAGAGACCAUCACUUCCUUCAGUGGGGCAAACUACGACAAAUUGAAGGCCCUGGUCUUGGAGCACAAGUAAAACCUCAUCUAUACUCACAUUGAAAUUAUAAAAUUUUUGAUUAGUUUUCUUAUAUUUUUGCAAAUCGAGUUACAGAAAAAUACUAUAAUCACAAAUUCACAUUUUAGAACAGUGCCUAAUAUUACGCAAGUGUUCUUAAGAUGAUUUAUGUCCACAACUCCAUGUGUAUUAUUGUUAAACCUAGGAAUUGAAUAAAAUGUUUUGAAAGCCUAA